UUCUCAAACUGGACGCGUAACGUAAUUGUUUUCUAGUCUCCCUCAAAGGACGCUGAAGAUGCAUUCAAUUUGGACACUCUCUUCUGGGGAAGGUAGUUUGGAAGUCUUCAGUAUACGGUAUUGCACUGCCUGCUUUGCGUCACUCUCCCAAACGGGUCUUCUCCUCGCCUUGCUAUCUCUCGGAACGAUCUGUCUUCUGUAUUAUCUGAGCCGACCGCUGAAUUUAAUUUCCGACCUGACCGGAGCGAAGGGUGAUAAAUAUUUCAAACUUCCUGCGAAAAAUGAUGCGAUGGCAAAAGAGCACCUCAAGGGUCGAUUGCAAAGGAAGUCGGGGAAAUCUAUUCCAAUUUAUCCGAACGGAUGGUUUGGUAUACUCAAAUCCUCGGAAAUUGGCCGUAACGAGAUUAAAUACGUCAUGGCUUUGGGCAAAAAUGUUGCUGUUUUUCGAAUGUCGGAUGGAACAGUGCAGGUUUUCAACACAUGCUGCCCCCAUUUACGAGUAAACAUGGGAUUAGAAGGGACAGCAAAGACGCACAUAGAAUGCCCUUCCCAUGGGUGGCAAUUCGAUGGUGAAACAAAAAAAUGGAGUAAUAUCCAAGGCGCCAAAGAAGUUCCGGACUUGGCGGAAGUACAGACUUUGAGGUCUGUAGAGGUGAAUCACAUCAUUUUUCUUUGGUACCACGCGGAGGGAGAGGAGCCUUCGUACGAAAUACACCCAUUAAAAGAAAUAACGAGUGAGGGCUACAUGUAUGUUGGUCGUUUUGAAUGUUUAAUGGAUGCGCACAUUGAG
This is a messenger RNA of Bemisia tabaci, 790 nucleotides long. The record is from RefSeq and is a predicted model, not a curated record. NCBI's taxonomy places the organism in Eukaryota, Metazoa, Arthropoda, Insecta, Hemiptera, Aleyrodidae.